UAUUUGAUAUUGUCACCAAACACAUGAUCCAUGGGCCAUGCGGUGCUUUCAACAUGACGUCACCGUGCAUGGAAAAUGGAAAAUGUAAAAAAAACUUCCCAAAGCCGCAUACGAAUGACACGAACACGGAUAUUGAUGGUUAUCCAAUGUAUCGCCGCAGAAGUACUGAGAAUGGUGGCCACACAUUUACAAUGCGACUGCCGAACUUUCCAAAUCAAGUUGAGUUUGAUAAUCAGUGGGUAGUACCAUACUCACCACUACUUUCAAAAAUUUACAAAGCUCAUAUCAAUGUUGAGUUUUGCAGUUCUGUUAAAUCAAUUAAGUAUAUUUGUAAAUAUGUAAACAAAGGCAGUGAUUUGGCCAUAUUUGAAGUACAAAACAUAAAUAAAAAUGACGAAAUAGCACGAUACCAAAUGGGCAGAUACAUUAGCAGCAAUGAAGCUAUUUGGCAUAUUCUCAGCUUUCCCAUCCACGAAAGAGAUCCUGCUGUCCAACAUCUGGCAAUACAUCUUGAAAACGGUCAACGUGUAUACUUCACUGAAGAAAAUGUUCUCCAAAGAGCGUUCGAAGCUCCGAAAACGACUCUAACUGAAUUUUUUACAUUGUGUCAAAAACCUGAUGUUUUUGGCCAAUUCGCGAAGACAUUGGUGUAUGGUGAUGUUCCACGUUAUUUCACAUGGAACAAAUCCAGUAAAAAAUGGGAGCCACGGAAACAAGGAAAACCACAUCCUUCCAUUACAGGCAUAUUCAAAGCUAAGAAAUUGGGGAGACUUUACACGGUACAUCCAAAGCAACUUAAUGGUCGAGUAUUCAAUACAUACCAGGAUGCAUGUCGUGAACUGCAAUUGCUAAAAGACGAUAACCAUUGGGACUUAGCGCUUGCUGAUGCUGCGUUGACAUCAACACCGAAUAACAUUCGUCAGUUGUUUGCAAUUACUUUGACGACAUGUUAUCCCUCGCAAGCACAAACUUUGUGGGAAAAAUAUAAAAAUUGUAUGACAGAAGACAUCUUGCACCGAAUUAGACACAUAAAUCAAAGCCAAAUUAGAGAUUAUACACCAGAGAUGUACAAUGAAGCAUUGGUCUUGAUCGAGGAUUUAUGUGUUCUCUUAGUGUUCCUCUUAAUGUAAUAUAACAAAAACUUUAGCCACAGCAAUGCGUGGCCGGGUCAGCUAGUCAUAUAAUAAAUUCUUAAUGUUAAUAUUGAUAUUUUGUAAUACGAGUAUAUUUAAACUAAA
This is a messenger RNA of Melanaphis sacchari, 1238 nucleotides long. RefSeq lists its product as uncharacterized. NCBI's taxonomy places the organism in Eukaryota, Metazoa, Arthropoda, Insecta, Hemiptera, Aphididae. The record is from RefSeq and is a predicted model, not a curated record. Bases 24 to 1130 code for a protein of 368 amino acids. The transcript is spliced from 2 exons.